UAAACCCUUGAGUUGCACCUGUAACCUUCCAUGAUCCACGACACCCAGCUUUGCCUGACGCGCUUAUGAAGCAACCUCCAUAAAUACUCUUUCUGAUGCCCCUGACACUCGAAAUACCACUCUAUUUGAGCACCGUCUAAGCUCGUGUCGUGAUCGCUAUUUCUUUCUCCUUGGGGUGCCGCUCCCGUCAUCAGACCGCGACACCUCACGCGACCGAGUUCUCCUUCAUCCUGACUGCCCAUCCGGCACAUUCCGUGUCGCAGACUGGCGCAGGGAGUGUGGAGCGCUUGGGAAAUCGGGUGCUUCGAACGAGAAAGGACACACGACCGGAGGCAGUUUCCCUUCAUCGUCAGUUCUUUGAUUGAUACGAAGACUGUGGGGGAUAGGGCGGGGCUGGGGGAGGGGGUACUAAAGGGUGCUGCUGCAUUGUCGGUCAGAAGAAGCGCAUACAUACGUAGAUGGGUCUCUCUCCCUCGACCGUUCUGCUCGCUCUGGCCCUGGGCCUGGGCCUCGCCCCGGUGCGCGUCGUCCGCGCGCAGCCCGCGCCCUCCGUCCAAGCAGGCAUCGCCGCCGCAAUCAAACGCGCGUCCACCGCCUCCGGGCCGCUCGACUACACGGCCUUCGUGAACCCGUUCAUCGGCACCGACAACUUCGGGGACGUGUGCCCCGGCGCGUCGGUCCCGUUCGGCAUGGCCAAGUUCUCCACGGACAUGACGGGGUACGCGCCCGCGGGCUACGUCACGGACCCGACGCAGUUCGUCCGGGGGCUCAGCCCGAUGCACGACAGCGGGACGGGGUCGUCGCUCGGCACGUACGGGAACUUUGAGAUCAUGCCGCUGCUGUGCGCGGGUGGAUUCGACAACUGCACGACGCGCUUGGCGGCGCGCGAGAGACUGCGGAAGCCCCAUACGGACGUGGCAUCCCCGGGGUACUUCGCCCUGACGCUUGACAACGGGAUCAUGAUGGAGGCCACCGCGACUCGCCGCGCAGGCCUCGAGCGAUUCACCUUCCCGCACGGCUCCCAGCCGUUCUUCGUGCUCGAUCUCGCGAACGAUCUGCCCGCUUCGUUCGCAGGGGGCGAGAUGGCGAUCGACCCGGGGAAUGCGCGGAUCACCCUCGGAGGUCACUGGGGAUCGAGCUUCGGGCCUGGCCGGUUCAACUACCAGGCGUUCGCGUGCUACGAUCUGAACCCCAGCGGGAAUCAGAAGCUGGCCGAAUACGGUGUCUGGACGGGCGAUAACUUCGGGCUCGAUGCGAAGGGCCUCGGGCAGACGCAUCUCAACCUCUCGCUGAAUCUGAUCGGCGGAGUCUACGAAAGUGGCGCGCUGUUCUCCUUCGACGGCAACCCGAAGCAAGUCGACAUCCGGGUCGGCAUCUCCUUCGUGUCGACCGACCAGGCGUGCGCCAACGCCGAGUCCGAAGUGGGCAGCUCGUCGUUCGAGGAUAUUCUGGCCCAGGCUAAGAGUCUAUGGAACGACAAGUUGUCGAAGAUUGAGAUCGAUGUGCCGCACACCCCACAGAACGUGACUGAACUUUUGUACAGCUCGUUGUACCGAUCUUCAUUGACGCCAAACAAUGCCACGGGAGAGACACAGGGUGUCUUCGCCGGGACGACGUCCUUCUAUUUCGACUCGCUCUACUGCAGCUGGGACACCUUCCGCACGUUCUACCCGCUGAUGUCGCUGCACUCCCCGGUCGAGUUCGCCCAGAUCGUGGACAACUACAUCGACGGCUGGCGCAAGAACGGCUGGAUGCCCGAAUGCCGGGCGAACAACCUCCCCGGCUGGACGCAGGGCGGGUCGUCUGCCGACGUCAUCGUCGCGCAUUUUGCGACGCACUACCACAACGAGGCCGCGGCGCUGGGCAUCGACCUGCAGGAGCUGUAUUCGGCGGCGUGGACGGAUGCGGAGGUCAAUCCGCCCGAGUGGAACAUCCAGGGGAGGCAGUCAAAUGUAUACAACCAAUUUGGUUAUGUCCCUUUUGCAGUGCUCGACGUGUCCAGCACCGGCCGUCAAACUCGCGAGGGCAGUCGCACUCUCGAAUACGCUUUCGAAGACUUUGCGAUCCGGCAGAUUGCACAGCUCCUAGGCAAGACUGACGACGAGGCGGUCUUUGCCAACCGGUCCUUGAACUACCGCAACGUCUGGGAUCCGACUGUGAAGAGCGACGGCUUCAAAGGAUUUGCGCAGAAGCGAUACAGCAGCGGCAAAUUCAACUUUACAGAUCCGAAACACUGCUCGCCUGUGGACAAUGUCACGACCGAGUGUUCGCUGCAGUCGGACAACACGAAUGGCUUCUAUGAAAGCUCGUCAUGGGAAUAUAGCUGGUUUGCGCCGCAUGACACUGACUACCUGAUCAAGCUCAUGGGCGGUAAUGACACUUUCGUGAAGCGCUUAGAUCAUUUCUUUGCAGCCGGCUACUACGGAGCAGGCAACGAGCCUUCAUUCCAGACUCCGAUUGGAUACCACUACGCGAAUCAUCCCGCAAAGAGCGUGGACCGAGUUCGAGCUAUUGUGUUUGAGAACUUUGACAUCACCCCCGCCGGGCUGCCUGGGAACGACGACCAAGCCGCCAUGGCCUCCCUCCUCGCCUUCCAUCUCCUCGGGCUGUACCCGGUCCCGUCGACGACGCAGUACCUCGUCCUGUCCCCGUUCACCCCCCAAUACACCAUCCACAACGCGUACCUCAACACGUCCACGACCGUCACCACGCUCGGCUUCGACGCGCGCUCCGUGCAGCACACCAUCCCGCCCGGCGUCCCCGCGUACGUCGUCAACGUCACCGUCAACGGCGUCCCGUCGCCCUCGCGCUGCCAUUUCGACUUCUACGACGUGUUCCGCGUCGGGGGGCAGGUCGUCAUCCACGUCUCGGCGGAUAAGAGCAAGGCCGAUAGCUGUGUGGGCGGGGUGCCGGAGAGUCUGUCGCGUGGUGGGUUUACGGCUGCGCGGUGAGAUGAUCCAAGAGUUCCGAGAUCUGUUUUGAGCUUCAAGCGAAUGACAGCAUGGCGCGAUGGCCGAGUGGUUAAGGCGACAGAUUAGAAUGACUCUGCAUCUGUUUCGGUUUCCGAGCGCAGGUUCAAGUCCUGCUCGCGUCGCAUGUUUUGUUCUUUUCGUCUCAUGUCU
Mycena citricolor is the source of this 3122-nucleotide messenger RNA. Lineage: Eukaryota; Fungi; Basidiomycota; Agaricomycetes; Agaricales; Mycenaceae. The record is from the annotation of a GenBank genome assembly.